This is a messenger RNA of Westerdykella ornata, 1524 nucleotides long. RefSeq lists its product as uncharacterized. The record is from RefSeq and is a predicted model, not a curated record. NCBI's taxonomy places the organism in Eukaryota, Fungi, Ascomycota, Dothideomycetes, Pleosporales, Sporormiaceae. The coding region runs from base 1 to 1524 and encodes 507 amino acids. The transcript has a single exon.
AUGGGCUUACUUCAACUACCAGGCGAGGUGCUUGACGAGAUCAUCGACUUUGCCGUUCCUGAUGGCCUAGAAAACUUUGCCCUUAGCUGCAAACUGAUUUAUGCACGGGCUUCCUCUCAGAUAUUUCAUCACAACAGGCGCACACGGAUCGGGCGCUACGCGGCUCAACCGAGCAACGACCGGGGCAAGCCAUUGCUCCUUCUGUUCGAGAUUUCGAGGGAUCCCUCCGUCGCAGACUACAUAGAUGUGCUCAACCUCAGGAAUCCCAAUCCGGAUGACAAUGCAUCCGGCUCAACUCAGCUUACCGAUGAAUUCCGUAUGGAGGAGGAGGCUAUGGAUGGGAUCAAGAACAUGGUCACCCAGUCCGCUUGGCUGGAGAGUGCUGGCGUUAAUGUGGAAGAUUGGUGGGAUGCCAUGAUGGACGAGGAUGAAACAGUCGACGACGAGGACGACUUCGAGGGUGUGCCGUGUACGGUUGUCUCUCUCCUGAGCCAAUUGCCGAAUUUGAGGUCCCUGCAACUUCCAGAAACAUGGGUUCAAUUCCGCCCAGAGUCCGCGCUGACUGAUAGAGAGAGGCAGUUGCUCUACGUCCUCGACGCCUUGGUAGCAUAUUCGAACGCGGGCGCAAAGGGUGUUGGCAGACCACUCCAGCAUCUCGAAACACUCUUACCAUUUAGCCCUUCAGGCUACGAGGCCAGAGCUGCCCUGCAGUCCGUGGAGCCUUUUCUAGCCUUGAAAGGUCUGCGGGAGUUGUUCGGGGUGGCUCUGAUCGCUGUUGACGACUCCUAUACGGGGAUCCCCUUCCGAUGGAGAUCGGACCACGCAAUUUCCUCAUUGCGUCGCAUCGAGCUCGCGCACUGCUGCAUCGAUGCAGAUGGUAUAUCCGAAUUCCUAUCUCGCACGCCCCAGUUGGAGAUCUUCCGGUAUUCGCACGAGACGAAAUGGCACGGGUGUGAGCAUGACUGGAACGCGGGUGCUUUCAUUGGAGCCAUUGCUCGACAUUGCGGCGCAACCAUCACAGAAAUGGCAAUUACCAUCGACGAGAUGUAUGGUGACAUUAUCAACGGCGCCUCGAGUUUCCUCGCAUUCAAUAAUCUGAGGACUCUCGAGGUAGACGUGCAGAUCUUUUGUGGACCGCCUCUUGAAAGCGGUCAGCGACGAGGUCUAGCGGCAAUGGUGCCUGACGGCGAAACCCCUUGGACAGAACAUGAUAUUCCCUGCAUCGCCAGCAUGCUUCCGCCCAGCAUCGAGCAUAUGGUCAUCAAUACCGAUUUUCCACAGAGUGAGGCCCAGGCGCUGCGAUCAUUACUGAAGAACAUCCCGCAACAACAGGCGGAGCGCUUGCCACAACUACAGACCGUCAUAAUCAGGCAAUUCAACGAUACGUCUGGUGAGGAAGUUUUUGGCAUACCUGGUCACGUACAUGUCGUGGACGGCAAUGCGGAACUCAAACUGCAGAGAUCCAUGCUUCCGUUGUGGAAACGGAAUUUCUCCACGCGCGUUGGUGGCAUCGCCUACACUUAG